Molecule: messenger RNA, 2832 nt
Organism: Neoarthrinium moseri
Lineage: Eukaryota; Fungi; Ascomycota; Sordariomycetes; Amphisphaeriales; Apiosporaceae
Exons: 1
Coding region: 1-2832 (943 amino acids)
Biological process (GO): spliceosomal complex disassembly
Cellular component (GO): U2-type post-mRNA release spliceosomal complex
Molecular function (GO): nucleic acid binding
Source: RefSeq, a predicted model, not a curated record
AUGGCAUUCAAUCCAGGUAAUAUCUCCAAGGCCGAUGCCGCCGCCUACUCAUCGGACGACUCAGACGACAUUGGUGACGACGAUCAUCUCCAACAACCUACGGGCGAUCCGCGCGUCGACGAGUUCGCCGACUUCAACCCGCGCAAGCGCCGCAGGACCGGUCGCAAUGCCAAGGAGAGCGCCGCCUUGGGAAUUUUCGGCUCCGACAGUGACGAGGGUGGCCCGGCCCGCAAGUGGAAAGGCCGGAAGAAUCUACGACACCAGAACAUGUCCUUCGUCUCGGCCGGCCAGCAGAAGAUUGGCGACGACGACGACGAAGACGACGCAGAUGACGAUGACGAGUACACAGACACGUCGAGGUUUGGUCUGGGCACAAAGUCCAAGGUGCCAUCCGCCGAGGCUCACUCAGAAGAUGAGGACGACGAAGAAGACGACGUGGGGUCCGCUGGCGUUGGGCUCGGUUUCAAACCAGCAGGCCACGGACUUGGCUGGGCACCUCCAACGCAGCCAGACUCACCAGCGAUCAAUACUAGCAACGGCGCGCAGCGCAAGCCAUUUGUGAAACCACGUUACGAUGGCAGCACCCCCCUCGGCCGGGGUUUCGUUCCGUCGUCUGCCAACGAGCCCGUUCUAAAGCCGGGCCUCGACGAUGAGCCUUCCUCGGUCCCACAAGUUCCCAAGCCCAGUGCUUUCACCUCUGGCGGUGGUGGAGGAAAAAAGCUGUCGUUUGCUCAGAAGAUGAUGGCAAAGAUGGGCUACGUCGAGGGCCAGGGUCUGGGUGCUGAAGGGCAAGGGCGGAACCUCAUCAUCGAGGCCAAUCUCCGACCACAGGGCGUUGGCCUGGGUGCCGUCAAGGAGAAGUCCAAACAGGAACGAGCGGAAGAGAAGAGACAAGCCCUUCUGCGAGGGGAGGAGGUCAUCGACUCGGAUGAGGAGGAAAAGAAGAGAAAGAAGAAGUCGCGGGACAGAAAGAAGGGGUUGGACAGCGCGAGUGCCAGCGGCGCAAGUACGCCAAAGCGACCCAAGACCAAAUACCUCACUGUCAGCGACAUCAAGAAAGCCGCGCCUGGAUUACAUAUCCCUGACGCGUUUGCGCCCAUUCUGGAUAUGACAGGCCCCGGCCAGAAAAUGCUGACGCCUGGUUCCGGCUUGAUGACCCCUACUGCCGGCCCAACAGAAGUCGUAGAGCAGACCGAGGCGCGCAAGCUGGCUGGACGCGCUCAGCGCGACCUCAAUGCCUUCGUCGAGGAGUGGAAGACACUGGAGGAGAGAAAAGCCUGGUUGGACAUGGAGAUUCACCAGCGGCAACAGGACCUCGAUGAACUGGCAGGCCAAUUCUCAAGUCUACAGGUGAUCGCGUCGAUCCUGGAAGAAGUUUCCCUGGCUGCGCGUAACACGGAAUGGGAUAGUGUCAUCUCUGGUCUCCGACGGGUAGAGGCAGCUGGAGGAAUCGAAAACGACGACCUUGCCGCCAUUGCGGUUGCUGCUAUCCAUCCCUUUCUGCGCGAUGCCACUCAGGGGUGGCAGCCACUGGAAGAUCCGAAACUGGGCAACUUCGCCGCGGACCUCGUCGAUAUCCGAGGCGUGCUGGGGCUGAAAGGGGCAGAGAAUGCCGUGGCAAAGCGCCUGGAUCUUGAUGUCGAUGGUACUUAUCGGCAUCAUCAAAAGUCCACAACUGCCUACGAAAGCAUGAUCUACAAGCUGUUGUUCCCGAAACUUAUUAAUACAAUACAGCAGUGGGACGUUUACGAUCCCGCGCCUCUCCUGGCUGUCUUCGACAAAUGGGGAAUCCUGUUCCCUGCCUUUGUCCUUUCCCAACUCAUUGAAAGAGUGAUCGGGCGGCUGAACGAUGCGAUCAGCAACUGGAAGCCCCGAAAGAAGCAGCACAAUCUUCCCCACCUCUGGCUAUUCCCCUGGCUACAGCAUCUCCCACCGUAUCACCUUGAACCUAAGGGCACGGGUAUUAUAGCGGAUGUGCGUCGCAAGUUCAGGCAGGUCAUCGACGCUUGGGAAUACGAUCGUGGUGUGGUUCCCGGUUUGAAGGAAUGGAAAAACGUAUUCCGCCCACACAAAUCCCAAGACCAGUGGAAGCCACUUGUCAUGCACCACGUUCUCCCCGGUAUGGCCAAAUAUCUGCGGUCUCAUUUCCGCGUGGAGCCGUCCGACCAAGAGCCAUAUCUUCCCACGCUUACCGGCGUACUAGAAUGGACUGACAUUGUCGCUCCGUCUAUGAUCGCCGAGGUCAUAGUUGCGGAAGUUUUCCCCUUGUGGCACGAUGUUCUGCAUCAGUGGCUCACGAGUGACGAGGCGAACUACUCAGAGGUGGAAGCGUGGUUCAAAUGGUGGAAGGAUACUGCUCUGGCCAAGCUCUCCGGUCAAACAAGCAUCCUAUCUGAAUUCGACAAAGGGACGGCCAUGGUUGAGCAGGCUCUGGACCUUGGCACCGAUACCGCCAGACUACCCAAACCUGCGCGUGGUCCGGCGCAUCAGCUUGCCAAGCCACGCCCUCAGAAACCAGCGCAGAUUCCGGCACCUGCCGUUCAAACAGCGCCCCUUCCUGAACCGCUGCCCAAGACGUUUCGCCAAGAAAUCGAGGACUGGUGCAACGAGAACGACCUGCGCUUCAUUCCCACACCCAAGUCUACGGAUCGUGGCGAGAAGUACUUCCGAAUCACAGCCCGGAUGGACGGAAAAGGUGGCGUGCUUACAUUCUUUCGCAAAGGCGAGGAUGUGUUGGUCACGGAAAGCCGCAAGGUGGAUCUUCGCCUAGAGCGUGAAAAGCCGGAACAUUGGGGUAUCCUGCUGACCAUUUUGUAUCAAGAGGUCGAGUAG